GACCACAGUAAUUUGAAACAAUGGCCGAAUCAGACUCUAACGUUAUAAAUCAACAGGACAAAAAUGCUACGAUGUCUUAUAUCGUCUGCAACGCACAAAACGUAUCCAUCAGCAUGAAAGGCAUACAACAGUUAACGCUUGAGGUGAUGACUUAUAUGUUGCACAAUAUCACAAUCGACAAUAUCGGCGAGAUAGGAUUUAAAUACGCACGAUUGUCGUCCGAAUUUCACCCCACACAGAACGAUUGCAGGGCGGUGGACUGGCUAUUCGUGCUAAACACGUUGAAUUUUGCACUCUGGCCCAAAAAGAAUGAACCGGAAUGGAGUGUUAACGGACUAACUGGCUACAUGGCGUUGUGCGCUGCCAUUAAAAGAGCUAUUGACGUGAAUACAUUUACUUAGCU
Messenger RNA from Vollenhovia emeryi, 403 nucleotides. Its product is annotated as UPF0553 protein v1g230591-like. The transcript has 2 exons. Lineage: Eukaryota; Metazoa; Arthropoda; Insecta; Hymenoptera; Formicidae. The coding region runs from base 21 to 401 and encodes 126 amino acids. The record is from RefSeq and is a predicted model, not a curated record.